GGGUGGCUGCGGCGGGGGACGGGGCAGGGGCCGGCUGGCUAAAAACAGCCCUCGCCUAAUAAAGCGAUGGGGCCCGGUGCCCGCGCCCUAUAAAUAAGCUCGGUGCGCGGCCGGCGGGCUUUGGCCGGCGCGGCUCGGCUCUGCAGGCGGGGCGGUGCAGCUAGCACAGCAGGGCCGCCAGUGCCGCCGCCUCCGCCGCCAGGACAGCCCCGGCCCCCGCACCCCGACACCCCAGCGAGAUGCCCCGGGUAGACGCAGACCUCAAACUGGACUUUAAAGAUGUCCUGGUCAGACCUAAAAGGAGCAGCCUUAAAAGCAGAGCAGAGGUCGACCUCAAGCGCACCUUCACCUUCCGUAACUCCAAGCAGACAUACACAGGAAUUCCCAUUAUAGUGGCAAACAUGGACACUGUGGGGACAUUUGAAAUGGCUGUGGUUAUGGCAAAACAUGCAAUGUUCACUGCAAUUCACAAGCAUUAUUCUCUGGAAGAAUGGAAACUGUUUGCUGCCAAUCACCCAGAAUGCCUUGAGCAUGUAGCAGCAAGCUCAGGUAGUGGACAAAAUGAUUUGAAAAAGUUAACAAGUAUUCUAGAGGCCAUUCCAGCUAUCAAAUACAUCUGCCUGGAUGUGGCAAACGGCUAUUCAGAGUAUUUUGUGGAGUUCGUGAAGUCUGUCCGUGCCCUGUACCCACAUCAUACCAUUAUGGCCGGCAAUGUGGUGACAGGAGAGAUGGUAGAAGAACUUAUUAUUUCUGGAGCAGAUAUUAUUAAAGUGGGUAUUGGACCAGGUUCUGUGUGUACCACUCGGAUUAAGACAGGGGUAGGCUAUCCACAGCUAAGUGCUGUUAUUGAGUGUGCAGACUCCGCACAUGGCUUGAAAGGACAUAUCAUCUCUGACGGAGGAUGCAACUGCCCAGGAGAUGUCGCCAAAGCAUUUGGAGCCGGUGCUGACUUUGUCAUGAUUGGAGGAAUGUUUGCAGGCCAUGACCAGAGUGCUGGAGACAUUAUAGAAAGGAAUGGCAAGAAGAUGAAACUAUUCUACGGAAUGAGCUCUGAUACAGCCAUGAAGAAGCAUGCAGGCGGAGUUGCUGAUUACAGGGCUUCAGAGGGCAAGACUGUGGAGGUACCUUACAAAGGGGAUGUGGAAAACACCAUCCUGGACAUCCUCGGGGGGCUGCGCUCCACCUGCACCUACGUGGGAGCUGCCAAACUCAAGGAACUGAGCAAGAGAACGACAUUUAUCCGGGUGACCCAGCAGCACAACGAAGUCUUCUCCUAGCCUAGGCCUGGGGAGCUGGAGAGAGGAGUGGGGGAGAAGAGCAGGAAGGACUGCUCUUUUGCUUUGCUUUCUCCUCCAUGUUGUGUUAGUGGCAAACUUCCCUCUCUCUCUCUCAGGAUGGCAGUGUCAUAGCCAUUGGCUAUGGCUGAGAUUUGGAAGGGGAAGGUCAUGCUAUUAACACAGUGCCAUUGAUUCAAAAUGCAAUAGCCUCAUCUUUAUUGUUGUGCCUAUUUUAUUUUUUAAUCAACAUUUCUUCACCUGUUUUUUUCCCCCUGUGAUAAAAAGCUGCUGAAACCUCAGUUAACGAGGAAUUGGCUUGUACAGACAUGGCUGUUAACGCCUGCACACAUUCACACAUUCCCUUUUUUAAGACUGACCUGUCAGCUACCACCACUUUCUGGCAGUGCACCUUUCAAAAAUUGCAGGCUGGGAGAGAAAAAGAUGCAAGGAAUUGCAUGGAGAGAUAAAAAAUCAAAUUCUCUUAAUCUUUUUUCUGGCUAAGGAAUAGAUGUUAUGGCACAACUACCAGGCUGCAAGAUGUCAGAGGUGGAUGGUAGAUGAGGCCUGGCUGUUGGUGACAUGUGAUGCUAAAAAUGCCAGAUCUCAGUGACUUUCAGUUCACAGAGCCGAUGUUGCUGUUCUUACUUAAACCUCCCUAUUCAAUGCCCGUUCAGAGAAGCUGGCACUGAAUGUAGCAAAACCGUGCUGGCCCCCCUGCCCCCAUCUGAGAUCAUUCAGAAGCUUUUCAGAGCUUGCCUGCUUUAUCAUGAGUGCAGUUAUUGAAUUACCGGGGUUCCUGUUCUACCUGAUCUCUGGGAACAGGUUUUUAAGACAUUGAAACUCAGCAGCUGUAACCGUGACAAGGGGGAACAAUUCUUGCAGUCCUCUCUGUUCCCUUGCCUGCUCACAUCCAUAUAGCAAAAAUGUAAAAAUACUGUGCAGUGCAUUGUCUGUGGCCAGGUGGAGGAGGCCAGAGGGAUCAAAUUGCCUUCUGGUUAUGUGGUACCACUCCUUUGCAGUCCUUGACAUCAUGUAAAGCAAGAGAGAGCUUUUGGCAGAACAGCCUGGUUGAUUGCAAGACACUGUCAGGCUGAGAUGGAGUUAAAGCAUUUGCUUUAAAGGCAGUAAUGAAUGUUUGAGACUCUGGGUAACACUUCAAUAAAGUGUAAUGGCCUGAUAAUUAAUUGAUAAAUCACAAUGAAAAUUUCUUUGGAAACACACAUUGCAUCCACGACUACCACAGUAACUCAAUAUGAUAAAUGAUGUAAAAGUGAGCACCAAUGAAUUAAUAAUGCUUGGCCACUUACUUUAAACUACUGCUGAGAUCAUAAUGCAGCUGGUGUUACUUCAGUACUUCAGAAUCUUACUUUCCCCUCCUUAGACAUCUGUGGAAAGAGGCAGGCUUCCUUUGAAAAGCAAAAAGGGAUCUGUAGGAAAAGGAAUAGCAAAGAGAAACUCUAAAACUCAUACGCUGGACUGCUCAAAAAGCCAAUCACAAGGACUGGUGCAAUUGAUCAUCCUGAGAAGCAAAUCCUGGCCACAAGCUGAUCCCUGGUGAUUUUCAAGUGCGUUGUGCACAUUAGAAAAAGCACAGGAUAUCUUCUAACUUGCCUGGUAUUUUAAAUAUCUUCCAUUUAACAUGUAGGAUGUACUUCUUAAUUGUGGGAUGACCCCUUCCUCUGCUUUGGAAGUGGAUGAGGACCUUGAUGUGAGCACAGGUUGUGCUUGUGCUGGCUGCAAGGACCAUUGUCCAGCCCAUAUAUCAUAAAGGAAUAUGAAUGCAGCAUAGAAGCAGGGCCUGAAAAUCCAGGCCCCGGGAAUCCAGGCCCUGAUCUCUGCUCUCUCCAGCCUGGAAACAUCAUGUUAAGAGAAUGCCAGGCUUCUUCACCACAGAAAGGCACCGUGGGCCACCUACUGCUCUCAGCUGCACUAGCCCAGAGCAGGGGCAGUGUGACCCCUCUGCAUCAGAACAGCUGUGGGACAGCACUGGUCCUCUAUUUAUGUAAUGUGAAGGGGAAGGAAAUGGACACCUCUGUCAGGAGUGGGGUUAGACCACCACAGCCCAGUCCUGACCACAGGUGUGUCUCCACACUGGUGCCUUCACAUGUGGGAAGUGCAGCACUCUGCUGGUCUCAUGCCCACUGUCACUAGCGCUUUUCUACUUUUUUUUAGCUACAUUUCUAAGUGGAAUUUAAGAAAUGCAUAUGCAUAUUAAAAUAUAUAUUUAUAUAUAUUUGUAAACAUUUUUUUAAAAGAUCAUGCGCACACCAAACUGAGCAGCUUCAUGAUGGCCUCAGAACAGUUUCUUUUCCAAAGGGCAGGUGUUGGGGGCAAGAAAGGCUGCCUCUCCACAAGUGUGGCAAAUGGGGCUAUUCUUACACCUGCUUUUCUUCCCCUCCUGCACAUACCUCUGAUCAGUGACUAAUAGGAGAGGGACAGGCUAUUCUUAAGCUGUCCCCCAAAUUCUUCAGGCUGUGAAUGACAUUGAUGUCAUGGAUGGUGACUGAUAAAGUUUUGAUGUUAGGUAUUUGGUUUUCUGAAUAGCAGUUCUUACCAUUGUUUUUAUAAACAGCAUGGGUGUUUUUCAUUUUCUCCUCUCCAGCAGUGAGCAGGAGAGAGAAAUGAGAUGCAGAAAGGCUGAACUGGUGGCAUGUCUGUAUCUCGCCCAGUUAUAUGUGACUUUUGUUCAGGAAUAACCCUCAGCAAUGUCAGUGCUCAUCACUGACACUGUACAUGUGCUGCUCUGAGACAGGCUGGAAAAUAAUUUAAAAAAAAAAAAGAAAAAAAAAGGAAAAAAGGCACUUGAGUCCCCCUUUAGCACCUAUUCCUGUGCUGCAGUCGUUGCCCUGAUCUUUACUUAGCUCCAGCUCCUGUACCCUGCUCAAGCCUGCUGCGACUCCCGCAAGGAGCUGAGGCAGAGGGAGCCAGGCACACACUUUGUCUGGCAGGAUGGUGCAAGUCAAGACCACAACCACUGACAAAUGCCAUGUGCCAUUUGUGGAUCUACCUCACCUGCACAUCUAACUGGGUUCUUUGCUAUUUGGUGUCCUUUUGUGGGAAAUGGAAUUUGUAAGUGCUUGAUAAUGCUUAAUGUUGAGUGAUUCUAUGUAACCAGGUCUUCGCUAAACCUACACUCCAAUCCCAUCCUGUCCAGAGGAAUGCUGUGAGUGUUACAGCCUGUACUGUAGGCCAGGGCCAUGCCUGCUUUCCCCAGCCAGGCAAUUGUUGAGCUCCCAAGAGCAGUGUUGAGGUUCCCACUGGCUCCACAGGGGUGCAGUUUAACAUACCAAAGACCUACAACUGGGGAUGCUGAAAAGGCCAACAUUACAUCAUUAAGCAAUCCCUGCUGAGCAUGUCUGCCUGUGGCUUCUUGAAACAUAAGGACACUCUAACACCCCUGACACUCCCGGUCCUGCUGUGGGUUUCCUUACUGCAGGGCAGGCUCCUGCCCACAGAACCUAGCUACUGGAACUCUCCUUGGGAGAAAGGGCUCGGCACAGGAGCAGCCUUGCUCACUCCCCAGUGACUCUGUGGUGGCUGCAAGGAGUGCACCAUGCACGUAGACACCUCCUUGUAGGUGUGAGCAGUUGUUAAAGGAGUGGGCCUUGAGCCAGCAUCCUGACACAUGCAAAGCAAACCACACACAAAACACAUUCCCAUCUGCUCAUUGGAACAGCCAGUCCCCAUCGGCCAUGGGGCAGGGGUUUCAGCUGUGCUUUAGUGCAGCUUUCUUCUUCUUUAGGGCAUGGUGGGGUUGAAUGUAGGAUGGAGACACCCUGUAAAUAUGGAGAGUUGUAAGCAGGAUCAGAAGAAGCCUCUGUUUGCCUUUGGGGGAGCUUUUCCUAUAUAAAAUGUGCCUGUCUCUUCUUUCAGCUAAUCAAUAGCAGGGGUAGAAGGGAUGGAGAUGAGGAAGAAAUGUGGCAGCUGUUGGCCAAGCCCCACUGUGUUGGGACAGGUGCUUUGAGUCAAGGGCGUGAUGAGAAUUUGAAGCUCUUCUGAACCAAGCACUCCGUGCUUUAUACCUACUGAACUCCACUCUCGUGACAGACUUGUUGAUGCAGCUUUUUGCCACUGUACAUCCAGUGUCUAUCCAUCACCAUCUCACAUCCCCCACGGGGAUGGUGCUGUUUAGCUCCUAAUACCAGUUUUACACCAAAAAUUCUUCUUUGGAGCCAGGAGGGCUUUUGCAACCAGUGCCAGGUUUGGCCUUGUGUAAAAGAGAUGGGGGGAAAAAAAGCCAAGGCCCAAGAACAGCAGUUUGCCCUCUGUAGCAGCCAGGGUCAGCAGGUGGAAGAGGGCCAGCCCUUCCCUGCGGGCUGGGAGCUGCCAGGGCCAGCGGAGUUGAAGAAUGUCUCGAGUAGAUGCUGGCACAGCUCUGCACUCAGGACAGACCACCCCCUGCAGCCCUAGCUUCAUUUGUGGUCACCCGGAUGCUUAAACGAGCCCUCCCCAACAUUUACUUUACCCAGUGUUUGCUGGCUAAAGUUUUCAUACAUAAAUCAGCAGUCUGGAGUCCAAAACUCCCUGCUGUUGCCUGUGAUAACUGUGAAGCGCUUCUGUGUCAUUGACCAAAAAGCUGAUGGGCUUUCAGUGUUUUGCUGUCCUGCUCGUCCCUGCUGAGAUGGUGAUGAGAACACUGCCCUCCUUCCCUCUGCUGUGGCAUCCUGUGUGCGCGGCCCAAUCAUCCCAACUGCUCCCAGGUUUUUGUUUUUGUUAUGCAAUAAAGAGCUUCACCCUGA
Molecule: messenger RNA, 6016 nt
Organism: Catharus ustulatus (Swainson's thrush)
Lineage: Eukaryota; Metazoa; Chordata; Aves; Passeriformes; Turdidae
Gene: GMPR
Product: guanosine monophosphate reductase
Exons: 9
Coding region: 240-1277 (345 amino acids)
Biological process (GO): nucleotide metabolic process
Cellular component (GO): GMP reductase complex
Molecular function (GO): GMP reductase activity
Source: RefSeq, a predicted model, not a curated record